AUGAGCAAACCUAAGAUAUUAAUAAGCCAAAUAAAAAAUGUCACUGAUAUUAAAAAAUGGAAUUUAAAAGGAAUUGAAUCAUGCAAAAAAAAAAUAUUUGGGUAUGUUCAGGGUUUACCAGGGGAAAAAAACUGGGUUAAACCCUUAGUUGGUAAAAGUAUGCAGAACUAUUAUUUUCCUUCGAAAUAUUUACACAUGGAUUUUAACAUGAAAGAAUAUUUAAGAUUACAAACAGUUCGUUUUCAAAAAAAAGAAAUUGAUGAUAGUUUAAUAAAUUUACAAAAAUGUAUAAAUUUAAUUAUUGAAAAUAAAGACAAAAUAGAUAACUUUUUAUCAAAUAUUUCAAAAGAAAUGCUUAUUGAAAAUCAAAGCUUAAAAGAUUUUUAUUUCUUAUAUUCAUCAAUCGUCCCUAGUAACAAAUUUAAACACACAUUAACACGUGAGGAUAUAAAUGAUUUAAAACUAGAAAAUGAAAACUUCUCUUGGUUUGAUAAUAUAAAUUAUUAUAAUGAUUCAAUAAAAACACAAUUGGAAAAUAUUAAUAAUUUGGAUAAUAAUACUAAUCUUUCCGGCACUGACGAUAUAAAUAUUUUGGAAGAAACCAAAGACGAGGACAAUAAAAACACUGAUUUAUCAAGUCAUGAAAACAAAAAUGAAAUAAAUAUAGACGUUAAUAAAGAAAUGUGGGUAAACAAAAGAAUUUAUAAAAAUAUAAUAUUUACAAAAACACAUGGUAAUUUAAAAUUUAAAAAAAUAAUUUUAAGAGACCAACAUGAGAAAAAAAAAACUGAUAAUGAAAAUGAGUGUGAGGAAAAAGUAUAUUACUUAGAUUGUGAUGUUAAUAUAGGUCUAGAAAAUAAAAAGGAAAAAAGCCAAAAAGAAAUAGAAGAACAAGAACAAUCUACAAAAUAUUUACACAAUUUAUUAAAUGAAAAUGAAAGUUUAAGAAAAACUUUCGCAAUAAGAAAUCGAUUCAUUGAUCCUUUAUAUUUAAGAAGAAGAUAUUCAUUUAUUGAUAAAUUAACCAAAAAGAAAAUUAAAAAAGAAAAGUAUAAAACAUAUAGAAAGCAUUUUAUACAACACGCUGAUGAGAAAAAAAUAUGGCCAGAUAAUAAGGGAUUGCUAAACAAAAUUUAUCCUAAUCCAUUUUCUUGA
This is a messenger RNA of Plasmodium vinckei vinckei, 1155 nucleotides long. RefSeq names its product conserved Plasmodium protein, unknown function. The transcript has a single exon. The record is from RefSeq and is a predicted model, not a curated record. NCBI's taxonomy places the organism in Eukaryota, Apicomplexa, Aconoidasida, Haemosporida, Plasmodiidae. The coding region runs from base 1 to 1155 and encodes 384 amino acids.